GCAAAAGGAACCCCAUUCCUCCCCCCAUCUUCCUUCCAUCAUUUUGAUCACACCCCCACCACCACCAGAAAAGCACACGAGACAAGCGCAACCCAUUCCCAACGGCCCGGCCGUAGGGGAACGAGACGGCGAGGAAAGCAAAGCUCCCCCGCCCCGGCCGGCCGCCCCCAUCCCAUCCAUUUCCGAGGAAGUAAUCACCACCUCCCCUCCGUUCCCCUCGCGUAGCGUCGCGCGAUUCGAUCCGGUUCCUUUCCUCCGCUCCGUUCCGUUCGUCGCCGCUGCGGCUGCGCCCCGGACGGCCGGACCCCAGCGACGCCCCCAAAGGCUGCGGCCAUCGCAGUCCCAUCGAUUCCGCCCGCCCGCUUUCCCACCCCUCGAAGCCGAAUCCGAUGGUUCCACCCGUUGACCGCCUCCGCCAUCGGAGGCCGCGCCGCCUCCUUCCCCCCGCCCUCCUCGGCCCGCGCGCCCCCGCCCUAUAGAUAGACACCCGCCGCCCACUCCCCGAUGGCGGUCGCCGGCGACGACGACGACAGCAUGGAGCGGGACUUCGCCGCCAGGCUGCGUCUCGCGCAUUCGCCCUCCCCGGCCCCGCCUGCCGCCACCGCCGCGGCGGCCGCUUCCUCCUCCCCCACCGCCGCUGGGGGGAUCGCCUUCCGCGCGCCGCAGGAGCAGUUCACCGCCGGCGACUUCGAGCUCGGCAAGAUCUACGGCGUCGGCUCCUACUCCAAGGUCGUGCGGGCGAAGAAGAAGGACACGGGCAACGUCUACGCGCUCAAGGUCAUGGACAAGACGUUCAUCACCAAGGAGAACAAAAUCUCCUACGUCAAGAUGGAGCGCAUCGUGCUCGACCAGCUCGAUCACCCGGGCGUCAUCAGGCUCUUCUUCACCUUCCAGGACACAUACUCCCUCUACAUGGCGCUCGAGUCGUGCGAAGGCGGGGAGUUGUUCGAUCAGAUUGUUCGGAAAGGUCGGCUGUCUGAGGACGAGGCACGGUUUUAUGCUGCUGAAAUUGUUGAUAUAUUAGAGUACUUGCACAGCGCCGGCCUAAUUCAUCGGGAUGUCAAGCCAGAAAAUUUACUGCUUACUUCUGAUGGGCACAUCAAGAUAGCUGAUUUUGGUAGUGUCAAGCCUACAAGGGAUACUCCAAUCAAAGUCCUCCCAAAUUCAACUAAUGAAAGGGCCUGCACAUUUGUUGGCACAGCUGCAUAUGUACCACCUGAGGUCCUGAACUCUGCCCCAGCAACCUUUGGAAAUGACUUAUGGGCAUUGGGGUGCACGCUGUACCAAAUGCUUUCUGGCUCUUCACCGUUUAAAGAUGCCACUGAGUGGUUAAUUUUCCAGAGAAUCAUUGCAAGGGACAUCAAAUUCCCUGAGUAUUUUUCAGAUGAAGCAAAAGAUCUUAUUGACAAGUUGCUGGAUGUUGAUCCAAGCAAAAGGCCAGGUGCGGGGCCUGAUGGUUAUUCUUCCUUGAAGAAGCACCCUUUCUUCAGAGGCAUUGACUGGAAGAACCUGAGGAAGACACGACCACCAAAGCUCGCGAUUGACCCAAAUGCAAAUGAAGAUGAGGACAGCCAGAAUUCAAAUUGGCUAUCACACAUGGGAAGUACCACAGUUAACCAACAGUCAAACGCUGUUAGUAAUAACGGUGCUGCAUCAUCAUCUGAAGUACGCUCCCAUAUAUCUAAAUUAGCUUCCAUCGACUCCUUCGACUCAAAAUGGCAAGAAUUCCUGGACCCUGGUGAGUCUGUAGUCUUGAUAUCAAAGCUGAAGAAGAUUAAUAAGCUAGCAAACAAGAAGGUCCAGCUGAUCCUCACUGAUAAACCUCAAUUGAUCUGUGUUGACCCUUCAAAAAUGGUGGCCAAGGGGAACAUUAUUUGGUCUGAUGACCCAAGUGAACUUAGUGUUCAAGUAACAAAUUCAUCACAUUUUAGAAUAUGCACGCCAAAGAAAAUUUCAACAUUUGAGGACUCAAAACAGCGUGCCUGGCAAUGGAAAAAGGCAAUUGAAGACCUCCAACGCUGCCAGAAGUAUUGAACUAUUGAUUUUCAAUUCAAAUCAAGUUCCUGAAACAAAUUAGGCAAUGUUAAUACAGUACAACAUCCUUUUCACUUAGCGAAACAUGAAGGGGCCUGUUUUCCUGCUGUCCUUCUCCUGUGCCUGGUUGCAAGGAAGUUGUUACUCGCUAAUUGGCAUGUUGACGAUGCCCCUAUGAAUUUUCCCAUUUCUAUUGACACUUACAUAUAGGGCACAAUUUUGUUUGUUGUUUUUGUGUCUGUCGCCGCAGAUAGCAUGAAACGGUUGCACUCCAGAAAUAUUACACAGGAAACUAUUUCAUUGGAACGGCUUCAACGGUGCUUCCAAUGGUUCAUUGUCAAUUGUCUUCUGUUCUAGUGCAUCUACAAAUUUAUGAAGUCAUUAUUUGAUUUUGCAAGUUAGUGAGUGUUAUGCUCACAACUGUCGCAUUGCCUAUUUUGUCCACAUAAUAGAAUUACAGAAGGUACUGUAGGCUGCCUUCGUUUCCAUAUCUUUGUACAUAUACAAUACAUUGAUUGAGAUCUGAAUUACUUAUGGACAAUUGUACCCAUCAGGGCCUGUUGGCA
Messenger RNA from Panicum hallii, 2600 nucleotides. Its product is annotated as 3-phosphoinositide-dependent protein kinase 2-like. Gene Ontology annotation, biological process: intracellular signal transduction; peptidyl-serine phosphorylation. The coding region runs from base 505 to 2034 and encodes 509 amino acids. Lineage: Eukaryota; Viridiplantae; Streptophyta; Magnoliopsida; Poales; Poaceae. Gene Ontology annotation, molecular function: ATP binding; protein serine/threonine kinase activity. The record is from RefSeq and is a predicted model, not a curated record. The transcript has 11 exons.